AUGGCAUCUCUCGCCCUGCCCAUCUCACGUAGGGCCUUAUUUUCUCCCUCUUCAAUCGCCUUCUGCUCCCUUUCAACCCGCCAAUUCCAUCACAGGACUCAAGUUCGCCUUCCGCAACACCGCCGAGACCAGCCAACACAACCCGUCUAUCAACCAUUACGUUGCUAUCACUCCACCCUCCACCCCCGGCCCCCAACACACGCAUACACCAAUAGUCAAACGGCAAUCCUAACCGCUGCUCUGCCAUAUCUCCCAACUCUCGGCUUCUCCCGGGCCGCCCUCGCUGCCGGCGCUCGCGAUGCAGGCUUCCUCGAUGUCUCUGUCCACCUCCUUCCCCGCGGCGAAUUCGACCUCGUCCUGUUCUGGCUCGCCAGUCGCCGUGGUUUACUUCGUGGUCAAGUUGAGGAGGGUGCGCUGCUACAGCGCGUUGCGGCCGAGCGCGGUCUCGACGCCGCUAGCCUAAGUGUCGAUGACAAGGUACGCAUUUUGGUUAUGCAGCGGUUACGGAUGAACGCGAAUAUCAAACACGUGUGGCAAGAUGCGCUUGCACAGCUUUCUCUUCUUGGCAAUAUCCCUCUCGCGCUCUCGGAGCUGCAUGCCCUUGCGAAUGAUAUUAUAACGCUGGCGGGUGACCCUGCGGUUGAUGCAUCAUGGUACUCGCGCCGGCUGGCGGUCUCAGCCAUCUAUGCCAGUGCGGAGGUCGUCAUGACGCGGGACCCGAGCGCGGACCUGGCGGAGACGGAGACAUUCGUGGCGCGGCGGUUUGAGGACAAAGAGGUUGUCAAGGCCAAGGUGCAGGGUGUGAGUGAGUGGAUUGGGUUCCUGGGUGGCACAGCUGUUGGAGCUGGACGAAGUUGGGGAUUGAAAAUCUAA
Molecule: messenger RNA, 873 nt
Organism: Penicillium macrosclerotiorum
Lineage: Eukaryota; Fungi; Ascomycota; Eurotiomycetes; Eurotiales; Aspergillaceae
Exons: 2
Coding region: 1-873 (290 amino acids)
Biological process (GO): ubiquinone biosynthetic process
Cellular component (GO): mitochondrial inner membrane
Molecular function (GO): lipid binding
Source: RefSeq, a predicted model, not a curated record